CGUGUGCGGAACUGAGUAUCUGAAACCAGGAGUGAGUCACCUGAGUGACUGAAGAGGGCGAGCUGUGUGGGCCUGGUGGACACGACAGCCAUUUUACAUUUCUCUAUGCCUCCUAAGGAUUGUGUGAUUAUUUCUUUCUCAAUGAAUCUCUAAAAUCAGCCAGCAGCAUGAAAAGCUGGAGCAGGAAAAUCAAGAGACAAGAGCCUGACAGUGAGGUUGGGUCCUCAUCUAGUAAGAGGAACUCCAUUAGUAAUCCACCAGUGCCUGUGUGGGUUACUCACACACCAACACCAGAUAAUAUCACAGAUGAUGGGGAUACUAACUCCACAGGCCACACAUCUAGUACUCCACCUUAUGCAGACAAGGAGGACAAAAAAGGGAGCAUGAAGGACAGACUGAAGUCUCUCAUCCCACAGUCAUGGGGGAGCAUCCUACAUAAGUGGACGAGGGAAAGUGACAACUUUGAAACCAGCACCAGUAGCAUCCAGAUCCUUCCUAAUGGGACCAGGGUGAGUCCUCCUGUGAGUCCACUGGUGGAGCGCAGGAACUGGGGUGAAUCACUGGGCAACUCCAGCCUGAACUCCCACAAGCCUUUGUUAAGGGAGAGCCCCUCUGAUGAUCUGUUUGAUCAGGGCCCACGAGAGGAAUCUCUGCUGACCAGUAUCCACCCUGCAGAGUACUACGCUGAGAAACUGGAGGUCUAUAACCAGAAGUAUUCUUAUUUGAAAUCCUGGCCAGGCCUGCUCAGACUUCUUGCCGGACUUCAGCUCCUAUUUGGGGGCAUGGUCUUCGCCUGUGUCAUCGCCUACAUCCAGAAAGACAGUGAGUGGUCCAACAGCUACGGACUCUAUAACGGUGCUUAUAACAAUGGGCUAGGUAUGUCUGGAUACAGCUACAGAGGCCCUAUGACUCCCUUUAUACUGGCAGUAGCUGGAGUCUGCUGGAUCAUGACCUUCAUUCUCUUGGUAAUGGGAAUGACUAUGUAUUAUCGCACCAUCCUCCUGGAUGCCCCCUGGUGGCCUCUGACGGAGGCCUUCAUCAACUUGGUGAUGUUCCUUCUCUACAUGGCAGCAGGAAUUGUUUACCUGAAUGACUUGAACCGCGGGGGUCUGUGCUACAUGACAAUAGGUGUCAACCCCGUCAUGGCUAAUCUGUGUCGGGUUGACGGGGGCCAGAUGGCGGGAACCGCCUUCAUCUUCAUCAACUUGGCAAUGUAUCUGGGAGGCUUCCUUGUGUGUCUGAAGAUGUGGAGGCAUGAGGCUGCACGUAGAGAGAGGGAGUACUUUAUGAACAAGCCCCAGGAGGAGUUUCACCAGUCCAUCCCACUAACACCUCAAAAACCAAAGCGCAUAUCUUUCAAGGAUGAAAUUGAUAAGUCUCCGAGUAAAGAUUAUAACAAGCAGUAUACACUCACCUCUGAGGUCCAUAAGAACCCAGUUAGUCUGAACAGAGCCACAGCGUCUGAAUACACCCCCAAAGUACACAUCAUCGCUGACUACAUCAUAAAGUAUCCAGGGAUCAGCUGUGUGGAGGAAAGGGAAAAGUACAAAGCUGUUUUCAAUGACCAGUAUCAGGAAUACAAGGACCUUCACAGAGACAUCAGCACAACUCUCAAUAAAUUCAGGGAACUGGAUGCUGCAAUGGCACGACUUCUCGGAGAAGGAAAAAGCCGAGAGGAUCAGCAGAGGAUUCAAAGCAUUUUGAAGAAGUAUCAGGAGAAAAAAAGUGAUCCGGCCUUCCUGGAGAAAAAGGAACGCUGUGAGUAUCUGAAAGCUAAAUUAAGUCACAUCAAACACAGAAUCCAAACUUUUGACCAGGAAAUGAUGGCAAGUGGUCGGACAUGAAGAUCGGCAAGAACCCUGAUGAGCAGACAAAACACAUGACCUUUUUCUAAUUAGUUCUUUGUCUCCUUUUGUGUUUUGUUGCAUUGAAUAUAAAGUAUUUUGAAUGAAAAGCACAUGUCUUAUUCAGGAAAGAAUAAAUCAGGGUAGUCAUACAUACGACCUGUGGGCCCAAUCCAGCAGACUGGAUUGAUUUUCAUUAAUUCAAUAAAAUAGCAGCGUUAU
Molecule: messenger RNA, 2066 nt
Organism: Larimichthys crocea (large yellow croaker)
Lineage: Eukaryota; Metazoa; Chordata; Actinopteri; Sciaenidae
Gene: marveld2l
Product: MARVEL domain containing 2-like
Exons: 6
Coding region: 168-1844 (558 amino acids)
Biological process (GO): bicellular tight junction assembly
Cellular component (GO): bicellular tight junction; apical plasma membrane; cytoplasmic vesicle
Source: RefSeq, a predicted model, not a curated record